AUGGAUCAUUUCACUACUCUUUUUUCACGAAAAUCUCCCAAAUCUACCUCCGCUGCCAUCCUUCCAACCAAAUUUGAGGGCAAGCCAAAAAUCAAUGGCAACGGUGGACCUAUAACGUUCACAGAUUUGCCAUACGAGCUCGUAGAGAGUAUCCUCAUCUACGCAUGGCACGCAGAUCCCCACGGUUUGCCCGCAGGCGGUACAUUUCGGUUCUAUAACCCACACACCGAAGACAAUGAUCAUUCUCCCAAUCCGCAUAACAAACUCAGUACUGCCAUCGCUGGCCAGAAAGUGGAUCAGUACACAGAGGCAGGCAAGCGGACCUAUUGUCGGCUGGCCCUCGUGUCUCGGAUGUGGUACCAAAUCAUGCAGGAUGUCGUCAAGAUGUACGUCGCGAUCCCGUCUCUGGGAGCCCUGAUGACCUAUGCGCGUUUCGUGGGUGCACCCCUCUAUACCUCGUCCAUCGCGCGCAUACGGAUCUCAAUCGAAGGUGACAGCUCCAGCGACGAAAAUGAUGGGCAGAACUCGUCCUCUUCUCAUCGCUUUGCUGAGUGGGUCGCUGGAAAACUGGACCGUGCUCGGCGUACGAGGCUCGAGUCUGUCUCUCGAGAUGCCAACGGAAGUGCCAAGGUGGACUCGAAGACGAUUGAUGAUUCGCGUCGGCUGUGCCGCACGAUUCAUGUCAAUAUCCCGAGCGGAAAUCUUACAACAGUCCCUGCCUGGGCUGAUAUCACGACGCUCCUUGCACCGACUACCCUCCCAGCUCCAAGUUCCGGCCAUGGUGCAGAAGAGCAAGAGCUACAAAAGGAGAUUACUUUUGACGCGCUCACCCGUCUGAUAAUCACGGCGGCUGAGCCGCACCCGGGUCUCUUUGCGUUUCUGUCUAAUGGUCUUCCAAAGACGCUAACGACGCUGGAUAUACACGUCAGUUCUCCAUAUAUAUACGUUCGACCCGUCGUAUCCCUCCCAUCUGGGAUAGCCAAAUUAUCCGCUACGGCCGAACAAAGGCGUGGUGUGGAGCAUAUCCAGCACCUCCUCGUCGACGUGUUACAAAUAGAACUACUGGAAGUGAUCUUGGAGAUGUUUGGCUCGUUCCCUCUCCUCCUCAAAGCGGAGACGGACUACGGUCGAUAUCCAUCCGACGUCGAGGAGCUCUUGGCCGCGAUAACUGGUGACGAGAAGAAGGACGUCAUGAAGGUUCCAAGGCACGAAGGCAUCUAUACAUCACCUUCAUUGAAAACACUAGCCCUCUACGGUCCACACACACUCACCCACGCCGCGAUCAGUGACACCGUCUCGCAUAUCCCGACGAUCCACACACUCUCGCUCUACCGCCACGCCGUCUCGGAUCCAUUCGAGGUUUCAAGCAGCUGCUAUCGUUUAUCACGAUGGGAUGCCCCCAAGGCUCUGGACAAUGAGGCGUUUUUCCCCGGGUUGGAAAGAGUGGUCGUACAGAUGCGCCCCCUGGAUGUGACGAGUGCGGAAGAAGAGGAAGAAUUGAGCCUUAUCACAGAUGUAUGUGAGAAACGUAAAGUCGGCGUGAUCGUUGAACGAUCGUUCAUGUUUAUUUAA
This is a messenger RNA of Serendipita indica DSM 11827, 1572 nucleotides long. The record is from the annotation of a GenBank genome assembly. Lineage: Eukaryota; Fungi; Basidiomycota; Agaricomycetes; Sebacinales; Serendipitaceae.